Molecule: messenger RNA, 657 nt
Organism: Drosophila obscura
Lineage: Eukaryota; Metazoa; Arthropoda; Insecta; Diptera; Drosophilidae
Exons: 2
Coding region: 1-657 (218 amino acids)
Source: RefSeq, a predicted model, not a curated record
AUGCAAAUGAUUUGGGUGCUUCUUGUUGGCUGCUUUCUAUGCCUGGCUAGCGCCGCAUUCGACGUUGUGGUGCCUGCGGCCACGCACAAUCUUACGGACUACCUGCAGAGCCGACAGAAACGACAUCAGCUGAUCUACAGGAACGGCGCAACAAUACGGCUGGUGGUCGGACCCGUGAUGGCCACCCAAUUGGAGGACCCGAUCACCUGGCGUGGCUUGGUCUACUUCUGGACGCUCCACUUUGGCGGGUAUACGUUGCCCUCAGAGCCGCUCUAUCCCUGGGAUAAGUGGGAGACGAUCUAUGCGCGAUCGCUGCAGGAGCAGGUCCGACGCUUGGAUGACUCGCACGAGGACGAUACCCGGCUGUUUGUAUAUGAGAUUUUGGAAAAGUACAUGGACCAGUUGAGUGGCUCGGUGGGUCUGGGUCGUCAGUGCCUGUUGCGCGGCAUCUGCGAGAACGCUCAGAUCCAUCGCCACGUGGGCAUCAUGGCUGAGCUCCUGAACAUCCUGCUCACACCUGGGAAAGCGCGUCUGGAUGUGUCCUAUACGCAGGCACAUGCUGCGGGGCUAGCGGGCAGCCGCUGCUUGGAGCAGUUCGCAGAGUGUCCGCGCGGAAAGAGUGUCUUGGAUGCUUACGCAGUGGAUAUGGCGGAUUGA